CGAAGCACAACGAACUUAUUUCCGUGACGAUCGACAAGUUGACGUCAAUGUCACGAGGAUGAUUUCAGUGUUUUAAGACUGAAAAUGGCGUCCGGCACCUAGCUGAAAUAACCUCGAGACAGCAAAAAAUCCUCUUGCGUUGCGCAUCUGGUGAAGAGUUAAGCUUGCGAACUGAUAAAAAAUCUUACUGAUGGCUGGGGCGUCGCGGAAAAACCAGUUCAAAGUGGUUCUGUUAGGAGAGGGCUGCGUUGGGAAAACUUCCCUCAUGCUUCGUUAUGUACAAGACAAGUUCAACGAUAAACAUUUAACUACGUUGCAAGCAUCAUUCUUGAAUAAACGACUAAAUAUAGAUAAUCAGCGAGUCAACAUUGCAAUUUGGGUAAGCCAGUUGAUUUGAAGAAUAAAUGAUUUAAUUGUGUUUUUUGUACUUUACAGCAAUGGUGCAAUUCUAGUUUAUGAUAUAACAGAUGAAGACUCCUUUUUCAAGGUAAAGAACUGGGUCAAAGAGCUAAAGAAAAUGUUAGGAGAAGAUAUUGCACUUUGUAUAGCAGGUAACAAAAUCGACCUUGAGAAAGACAGACAUGUUGAUGCAUCAGAGGCAGAUGCAUAUGCCAAGACAGUAGGGGCAAAACACUUCCAUACAUCAGCAAAACUUAAUAAGGGCAUUGAAGAAAUGUUCUUUGAGCUAUCAAAACAAAUGUUGGAAAGACAAGAAAAAAGUGAUGCUAAAGUUGCACGUGAUGGUGUGGUAGAGAGAGGAAAUAACAGACGGAAGAAUGUGGUAAUAGUAGAUGAACAACCCGCCCAGCGACAGGGUGGAGGAGGUUGUUGUGGCGGCGGUGGAGGAGGAGGAUCAUAGAAUUUAUGGUGUGCAUUGCAGCUGUAUGGUUAUAAUUAAUGAGUAAUCUGUAUAGUAUAGAACAUAGAAUGAACUAUACUUUGUGAAGAGAAAAUGUAGUUACAUGAAUGGCAAGCAAGAAGUGGAUUGUAACCACUUCUAAUGUCUCUGAAAGUAGUAAGUCUUCCCCUAUUAUAAAGUUAGCACUUUUAUUCCCAGGGUACAGUUACUGGGUAUUCUCUUUAUUCUAAUUACUUGUCACAUUAGAUAUACCUGUAUUGUACGGAAAUUAGAUGUUGAAUUUUAAAAGAAAACCGUUAAAAGGUCUACAGGUUUAUGUAAAUGGUCAAAGCCAUAAAUAAUCUUUUCAAAAGAAAGUGCAGUCAUAAAGGAUUUUUAUAAUGAAACUGCAAAAUGAUGGCCAUUUUCUCUUAGUCUGAUUACAUGAUAUUGUUUUAUUUUAAACCUUGUCGUAGAAGUCAUAUAUUGAGUAACUUUAGGCCCAGCUUAACCUGUCUUACAGCCGUGGCCGUGACACAGGCUAGGCCAGUUCAGACUUCAGACUUUUGCCGUGCUGGACUUGAUUACAAUUAGCUUCGUCUGUAGCACUGCGGAAACACGACUCCGAUUCAGACGUUGUGCCAAAGUCGUACCAAAUUCAGGAUUUACUGAAGCCACAUAAAAUUCUCAUCGUAGCUCCCUGCUGGAAUGCAACCCCAGCAAAAUACAUUAAUAUAAUUUAUGACUUUUGUUUGGCAAGGCAAAAGCACAACGUUUGAAUUGCUGCCUUGCCAGAGUUGUGUAGCACGGCAGAGCUUGUUGAACUUAAUUGCUUGCUGAACUUAAUUCAAAAGUUUGAUUCAGAUGUUAUGCUUCUGCUGUGCUUUCGUCGAACUUAAUUCCUGGAUUAAGUUGGUCCCAACAGAAGCACGACACGUGAACUGGGCCUGACACAAAAAAACUGUUAGAUGUACUUGUAACGAAACUUAUGUAAUGUGAAGGAUGGUCUUUGUUUAGUUAAUACAUUAUUUCUUUUCUGCCUAAAUUAUCCUAACAGCUGUAAGAUGUGAUAAAUUGAUGUUGUAUUGGUAGCUGCAGCAAAUACAAAAGGAAUAUGUCGAAUGUUGAAUAACAUGUAUUUCUUGUUGUAAAGUUGCGAAUUGUACAGUAUAUAAACUAGUGUUGGUAUACUGGAAUGUCUAAAAAAUUUGAACAAUGUUGUAAGCAAAGAUUACCUCAAAGUAAAUGUCAUGAUAACGAAGGCACAGUAACUAUGUAUUUUUAGGAAAUAAAAUUUACAGGACAAAAGUAAUAUUACGUGAGAUGAUGACAGUCAGCUGGAAUUUUGGAAGUAUCAGUUCUGAAGCAAAGUUAAGCUUUAGCCUGGUUACUAUUAUGUCAACUUGAGUUUAACCCCUGAGCGUAUACAGUGGCAGAUCCAGACCUCUAGCCAAGGGGGGGCCCGGUUUUAUUUUGCUUGCCCUGCCGGCAUUUCUUCCUUCUGCGGAGGACCCCCACCCCCACCCCCGGCCCCUCCCCUAGAUCCGCCACUGGUAUAGCACAACAAUGAUUGUACUUGCAAACUGCAACGACGCAAGCAUGAGCACUAGCAUAAGAACAUGAAAAAGAUGUCUCAUUAUCCUUUCUUUGGAAGUUUGUUAUUAGUCCUAUCAAUAAAAGAAAUACAAAUUGGAAAGUUGA
This is a messenger RNA of Orbicella faveolata, 2539 nucleotides long. Its product is annotated as ras-related protein Rab-21-like. Lineage: Eukaryota; Metazoa; Cnidaria; Anthozoa; Scleractinia; Merulinidae. Gene Ontology annotation, molecular function: GTP binding; GTPase activity. The record is from RefSeq and is a predicted model, not a curated record. Gene Ontology annotation, biological process: Rab protein signal transduction.